Morone saxatilis (striped sea-bass) is the source of this 1743-nucleotide messenger RNA. It is a transcript of the gene gcdha, whose product is annotated as glutaryl-CoA dehydrogenase a. The coding region runs from base 271 to 1584 and encodes 437 amino acids. The record is from RefSeq and is a predicted model, not a curated record. Gene Ontology annotation, biological process: fatty-acyl-CoA biosynthetic process; fatty acid beta-oxidation using acyl-CoA dehydrogenase. Lineage: Eukaryota; Metazoa; Chordata; Actinopteri; Moronidae. Gene Ontology annotation, molecular function: glutaryl-CoA dehydrogenase activity; fatty-acyl-CoA binding; flavin adenine dinucleotide binding. Gene Ontology annotation, cellular component: mitochondrial inner membrane. The transcript is spliced from 12 exons.
GUGUGUUUAAGAUCAUUAUAUUUCUGCCGCUAUAGGUAGUCCGAAGUUGGGUUGCACAACUUCCAGGCGUUGCACAACUACAGGUCGUGCAUUGCUCCGGUGUCUUCUGCCUCACCUGUCAUGGAGGAAAAGAGCUCCCAUGUUUGACGUUACGUAUCCCUGUGACGUUGCACCGAGCCAAAUAUUAUUUAACCGACUUUUAUCGCUCACAUCCCCGAGGAAAAGUCACCGGAUCAUCAGAUAAACUCAACGAGAAGAACGAGUAAAAAUAUGGCUCUCAGAGGUGCUGUCACUCGUCUGCUCUCAAACAGCCAAAAAUGUGCCGCUGUCACUGCGUCCAGAGCCCAGGGCACAGCUGCUGCAGCUCCCAAAGAUGUUGAAAACAGAAAGCCGGCAAAGGCACCCAAGGUGUCAUUCAACUGGCGGGACGCCCUGGAUCUUGAGGGUCAGCUGACAGAGGAGGAGAUCAUGAUCCGAGACUCCUUCCGCAACUACUGCCAGGAGAAACUCAUGCCCCGCAUUGUCAUGGCAAACAGACAUGAACAUUUUCACCGUGAGAUUGUCUCAGAGAUGGGAGAGUUGGGUGUCUUGGGCCCAACUAUUAAAGGAUACGGCUGUGCAGGCACUAGUUAUGUAGCAUAUGGUUUGAUUGCUAGAGAGGUUGAGAGAGUGGACAGUGGCUAUCGGUCAGUCAUGAGCGUCCAGUCUUCACUGGUCAUGCACCCCAUCAAUGCUUACGGCACAGAGGCCCAGAAGGAGAAGUACCUGCCCCGGCUCGCUCGUGGAGAAAUCCUGGGCUGCUUUGGCUUGACAGAGCCCAACCACGGCAGUGAUCCAAGCAGUAUGGAGACCAAGGCCAAAUACAACUCAUCCAGUGGCACUUUCACCAUCAGUGGAUCUAAGACCUGGAUCACAAAUUCCCCUGUGGCAGACAUCGCAGUGGUGUGGGCCAAGUGCGAGGAUGGCAGGGUGCGAGGUUUCAUCUUGGAGCGUGGAAUGAAGGGUUUCGCUACCCCCAAGAUUGAGGGCAAGUUCUCACUGAGGGCCUCAGCCACAGGCAUGAUCCUAAUGGACGAAGUGGAAGUUCCCCAGGAGAACCUGCUGCCCAACGUCUCUGGUCUAGCUGGUCCAUUCGGCUGUCUGAACAACGCCCGGUACGGCAUUGCAUGGGGAGCUCUGGGAGCUGCUGAAUUCUGCUUCCACGCUGCCCGUCAGUACACUCUCGACAGAAUCCAGUUUGGGGUGCCGCUGGCCAGGAACCAGCUGAUGCAGAAGAAAAUGGCUAAAUGCUGCGGAGAUCCUGGAUCUGCAGUAUGUAUCUGUCCUGGGAAGGGAAUUUCUCCUAAUAGGGCAGCACCAGACAUGAUCUCCAUGCUGAAGAGGAAUAGCUGUGGUAAGGCAUUGGAUAUUGCCAGACAAGCCAGAGACAUGCUGGGAGGAAAUGGUAUCGCAGAUGAGUACCACAUUAUCCGUCACGUGAUGAACCUGGAGGCCGUCAACACAUACGAGGGAACUCAUGACAUUCAUGCUUUGAUCCUGGGAAGAGCCAUCACUGGACUGCAGUCGUUCACUGUUGAAAAGUAACAGUCCACCGUCUUCUUGAAAUGGACCUGAUGUGGAUUUGUACUGUACUACCUGUUCCUCUGGCCAAAAUAUGUGUAGAAAUAUGAGGUGGACUCAGAUUUCCUUAUUACAUUGAUAUAUAUAUAUAUAUAUAUAUAUAUAUAUAUAUUUUUUUUUUUA